Molecule: messenger RNA, 1680 nt
Organism: Uranotaenia lowii
Lineage: Eukaryota; Metazoa; Arthropoda; Insecta; Diptera; Culicidae
Product: cytochrome P450 4d2-like
Exons: 2
Coding region: 32-1567 (511 amino acids)
Molecular function (GO): oxidoreductase activity, acting on paired donors, with incorporation or reduction of molecular oxygen; iron ion binding; monooxygenase activity
Source: RefSeq, a predicted model, not a curated record
GUUGCGUCGUUUCAAAAACAACAAUAUAACAAUGUUUGUUUCGCUGUUGCUGGCUUUGCUGAUCAUCGGUAUCUCAUGGUGCUUGUUAUCCAUGGUCCAAAAUUACUUCACAGUUCGAGAGUUACAGAAGAAAUUGCCAAAUUUCAUCACAAUUCCGGCCCAGCCCAUCUUGGGCAGUAAUCAAUUCUUCCGGAAAGAUCCUUCACCGGAAGGCAUCUUCCGUACAUUCUCGGGAUUCCAUAGGCGCUUUGGAAACGAUCUCAUCUUCCAGGGACUGUUCAAUCAACCGGGUCUUCAGGUCACCAGUCCCCAGGUGGUGGAGCAAAUCAUUCAUGCAAAAACAAUCAAAAAGUCCAUUAUCUACGAAUUCAUGAAGCCAUGGCUCAAUGAAGGCCUGAUAACGGCUAUCGGCAAAAAGUGGGCCCAGAGACGGCGCAUUAUAACGCCCGCAUUUCACUUCAAGAUUCUGGAAGAGUUUUUAGGAAUCUUUGAUCAGCGCACGACGGAUUUGGUACAGAAGUUGAAGGAGCAGGAAGGGAAGGGAGAUUUCAAUCUCUACGAGUAUGUUACUCUCUGUACCUUAGAUAUUAUCGCUGAAUCUGCUAUGGGAGUUAAGGUGGAAGCGCAAGCCAAUCCCAAUUCUCCGUACGUUAGGGCGGUAAAAGAGUUGUCCAUCAUCAUCUUCAAGCGGCUUUUCUCGUUGAUGAAUCAAUACAAAAUAUUUUUCCUUCUGAGCAAAGCGAACAGACGCCAAGCCUCGGCCCUGACGGUGGUUCACGAUUUUACCGAUUCGGUCAUCCAGAACAGGAAAAGUCAGCUGGAAAGUGAACAAGCCCGCCAGGAAGCCCAACUAAAACUGCAAGAAACCGAUGUCUACGGCAAGCGAAAAAUGACCCUUUUGGAGCUGCUACUAAAUGUUACCGUCGACGGACAUCCGCUGGCCAAUUCGGACAUCCGAGAAGAAGUGGACACAUUUAUGUUUGCCGGACACGACACAACCACAUCCUGUAUUAGCUUUGCGGCGUAUCACAUUGCCCAGAAUCCGUCCGUGCAGCAGAAACUUUACGACGAAAUGGUCCAAGUGCUUGGUUCCGAUUGUCGGAAUGCCGAGCUCACGUAUGGCAAGCUGCAAGAUCUCAAGUAUCUGGAAAUGACCAUCAAAGAAGUUCUACGAAUUCAUCCCUCGGUCCCGGUUAUUGGGCGGAAAUCGGCCGGAGACAUGGUGAUUGAUGGGCAAACCAUCCCGGCGGGCAUUGAUGUUGCCGUGCUGAUUCUGGCCAUGCACAACAAUCCGGACGUUUUCCCCGAACCAGACCGGUUCGAUCCGGAAAGGUUUAACGAGGAAAACAGUGCCCAGCGGCAUCCUUAUGCUUAUAUUCCGUUCAGUGCCGGCGCAAGGAACUGUGUCGGUCAAAAGUACGCCCUUCUGGAGGUCAAGGCGACGCUCGUGAAGCUACUGGCCAACUUCCGUUUGCUGGCGUGCGAACCGGAAAACCGGGUCCGCAUCAAGUCGGACAUGACACUGAGACCGGUCAAUGGGACGUUUGUGAAAAUUGUUGCUCGAUAAAUGUUUAUUUGCUGAAUUGACGGUUAUUGAAAGUUUACCUGCGACUUAAGUUCUAAGCUCUAAACUCUAAAAGAUGGUUGUAAUUUUGAAAUUCCAAUACAAACUGUAAAUAA